Messenger RNA from Camellia sinensis, 399 nucleotides. Lineage: Eukaryota; Viridiplantae; Streptophyta; Magnoliopsida; Ericales; Theaceae. The record is from RefSeq and is a predicted model, not a curated record.
AUGGAAUCAGGACUAGAGCAUUUGAAAAGAGCAGCAGAGAAAGGACACGUGGAGGCCUCAUACGUGUAUGGUAUGAUCCUCCACUCUAGGGGUGGGCAAUCAACAAAACAAGGCCUAAAGCUUCUAAAUGCAAUGAACAAUACUUGUUCAAAUUCAAAGAGCUUGAGAAUCCAAGAGUGCAGAGAAAGAAUCAAAGCCAUUAUUCACACAAUGUGGAUCAACAAUCAUAUGGUUAGCCAACAAACAAAUUUCUGUUGUCAUGGAAAAACUCAAAGCAUCACAGUGAGGGAGACAUGGAGAGGCCGCGUAGAAGAGGAUGACAACAUGAGCGGUGAAGCUUGUGAAUGGGAUAGAGAAGUCAACUUGCUUUGUAACAUGUUAAUGGGUAGGAGUGUUUAG